AUGAAAUUCUGGCCCACCGUUUCCAAGGAGCAAUGCUUGAGCCGGCUGCGUCGGGACGUGUCGGCAUGGAAUGAGCUGCGGACCAGUGCGGACCUGACCGGCACAUCCUUCGCCAACGCGCGGCUCCACGGCGCGAAUUUGUCGUGGGCCGACCUGACCCACCUCGACUUCAGCGGCUCGGAUUUGGGCGACGCAGACCUGCGCGGCGCCGACCUUCAAUUUUGUGAUCUGACGGGAGCCAACCUGCAGAGCGCCGACCUGCGCGGCGCCAGCCUUCAGGGCGCUACGCUAGGGGAGGCCAACCUGUCCCACGCCCUACUGCAAGGCGCCAACCUCGCGCGGGCCGACCUGAGCCAGAUCAACCUCCGGGGGGCCGACCUGGGCUACUCGGUGCUGCGCGGCACGUAUUGCAGCCGUUCCGAUUUUUCCGAGGCCGAUUUGACCUGGGCCGACAUGCACUCAGCCAACCUGUCGAACUCGACCUUUUACAAAACGGUGUUCACGGACGCGACCCUGGCCCAGGCCAACCUGGCCCACGCCAACUUCAACCUGGCGUUGCUGGAAAACACCGACCUCGAGGAGGCGUUCCUGCACGACACGAUCUUUGCCGCGCUGGACCUGUGCGGCGCAAAGAACCUGGCAACCGUGCAGCACGAACCCUCUUCAAUACUGAGCAUCGGGACAGACACCCUGCUCAAUACUCUCAGGAGCUCCGGCGGCGUCUAUUCUCACGAGCUGGAGGUCUUUUUCUCCCGGGGCGGCGUGUCCAUCGACAUGCUGGCUUCAAUUCGCCCCGUCAGCGCCCCGGCAUCCUGA
Molecule: messenger RNA, 816 nt
Organism: Geodia barretti
Lineage: Eukaryota; Metazoa; Porifera; Demospongiae; Tetractinellida; Geodiidae
Source: the annotation of a GenBank genome assembly